CAUGUUCUUUAAUUCUUCCCCACAACCACGUCAAACAAUGUCUCAUUUUUCUUUUUUCUAAUUUUUAAUGUCCUCCUUAAUUAAUCCCACGGAUAGAUUGAAAACUUCCGCACAUAGCGCAUGAUUAGUUGCCAUUUUAUAAUAAAACCAAAGAUCGAUUUCUCAGUCCUUUCAAUAAUAAUUUUUUAUUUAUUAUCUAAUUUGAUAUGACACGGCCUUCCAAGUUUUGGCUUUGGCUCCUAGAUAAAUAUCAAGCAUUGUGGUAGGCCUUCAUAUCAUAAAUUGGCAGCCACCAGACAGGUACCCCCACUUCACCAGUAUACAAAAACCAUACCAAAAAAAGAGAGUUGGCCUAAAAUUUCUGCAAAGGAUUGUGAUCAGAGAUGGAGGAUUUGAUGGGAUUGUUGAGAAUUCAUGUGCAGAGAGGGGUGAAUCUUGCUGUGAGAGAUGUUGUAAGCAGUGACCCUUACGUUGUUGUCAGGAUGGGAAAACAGAAAUUAAAGACUCGUGUCAUAAAGAAGAAUAUCAAUCCAGAGUGGAAUGAUGAUUUAACUCUUUCUAUUGCAGACCCCAGUCUUCCAGUUAAGCUUGCAGUAUAUGAUAAAGACACAUUCAGUUUCGAUGAUAAAAUGGGGGAUGCAGAAUUUGAAAUUGGUCCAUUUAUAGAAGCUGUAAAGAUGCACUUGGAAGGUCUCCCGAGUGGAACUGUAAUCAAGAAAAUACAGCCGAGCAGGCAAAACUGUCUAUCCGAAGACAGUUGCAUUAUUUGGAGCAAUGACAAAGUUGUUCAAAACAUGUUCUUGAGGCUGAGAAAUGUGGAGAGUGGUGAAGUUGAGCUUCAACUGCAAUGGAUCCAUGUUCCUGGUUCCCGAGGACUUUAAAUAAUUACUUGAUUAAUUUCAGUUGUUUUAUAUUUUCUUCCUUGUACAAAGCCCAAGCGAGUGUGCAUGGUAGAUUUUCAGAGUGUCAUAACGUGGCACCAUAUAUGGGAGAGUUUCUUCUCUGUUCAUAUAUUCCAGAAACAGGGUGAUAAUUAUAUAUAUUUACUUAUUUAGCUGAAUUUGUUGUCCUA
Molecule: messenger RNA, 1072 nt
Organism: Theobroma cacao (cacao)
Lineage: Eukaryota; Viridiplantae; Streptophyta; Magnoliopsida; Malvales; Malvaceae
Product: protein C2-DOMAIN ABA-RELATED 1-like
Source: RefSeq, a predicted model, not a curated record